Molecule: messenger RNA, 4939 nt
Organism: Mytilus californianus (California mussel)
Lineage: Eukaryota; Metazoa; Mollusca; Bivalvia; Mytilida; Mytilidae
Product: E3 ubiquitin-protein ligase RNF166-like
Exons: 6
Coding region: 16-696 (226 amino acids)
Biological process (GO): protein polyubiquitination; ubiquitin-dependent protein catabolic process
Molecular function (GO): ubiquitin protein ligase activity
Source: RefSeq, a predicted model, not a curated record
GAAGAUUUUAAGCUAAUGGCAACUGGAACUAGAUCUAGGAAAAGAAAAAGGAUGCAAUCCCCUGAUGACGAUUUAACGAUGUACAAAUGUCCAAUUUGUCUUGAAAUGUUUGCUGAUCCUGUCCAAAUAUCCUGUGGAAAUAACCACACAUAUUGUUUACAGUGUGUACAGUCUUAUCAAGAAAUACCAACUCCUCAGUGUCCUCAAUGUCGACAGAACUUUAAUCCAUAUCAAAUCCAGUUAGACAGAAACAUGAUUGAUUCCAUGCAGAAAAUAGCUCCAUGUAAAUGGUGCCACAAACAGAUGCCAAUAAUACAACAUAAAGCACAUAUAUCGGUUUGUGAUAUGGUGGAUACAUCUUUACCUAAAUUCAGACCAGUGCGGGAAACAUCCCAGCCUAUUCCCAAGGAUCUACCCAACAGAUCAACAUUUUCUUGUCCUUUUUGUGGAGAAGCAAACUUGGAUACUAAUGGAAUGGUCAAACAUUGUAAUGAAAAACAUACGAAUGAAUCCUCGGAUGUGGUGUGCCCUAUAUGUUCAUCAAUGCCCUGGGGUGAUACCAGUCAAAGAAGUGUAGAUUUUAUGCAACAUUUGAAUCUAAGGCAUAAAUUUAGUUAUGACACCUAUGCAGAUUUUUCAUUGGAUGAUGAUCAGAUGUUAGAGAGAGCACUGCAAGCAUCAUUACAGGAUGUGUGAUAAAGGAAUAUUGAAUUAAUAUAUAUUGUGUUAUACUGGAAUGAUAAAUCCAGCCGAUAGAUAUUCUCAGAACGCCAAGUCCAAAAGUCUUAUGUCAGUAAUGUCCAUAAAUGUAUGUCUAGUGUCCAUCUUUACCUUCCAUUUAUAUGAUACUGCAACUAAUGUGUCAAUUUUUUAAAGCAUAAACUUUUCACAUUCUCACCAAUCUAUAUAUAGCUAUAUACAGAUUGUCAUUUCUCUUCAGAUUAUUUUUGAAUUAUGUUCUCACUGAGAGAUUUCAUGUAGCUGUGAUAGCUUUCAAUGGUACUUCAGUGGAUUUUGUGUAUUUUGUGUGAGCUAUAAAGUGCUAAAGUGGAAGAAUAUUGAACUUUUACAUGUCACAUAUACAGUCUGCACCAAAAUCUUUUCCAACUACAAGUCUGGAGACCAAUAUUCCAAUAUUUUUCCCAUGUGUCUAAAUAAUGUUUUGCAAAUACUUACUAGUCAACAAUUGUUAAGUUUUCUGCUUAAGUUUGUUUGAUAGGAACUACUUGUGGUAGAUCAUUGAUACUUAAUAUGAAGUUGCAUUACUAUCAGCACAUAUCAGUUUGACGACUAUUUUGAGGCCCUGCUCCCUAGGUCAUGGUCCAGUUACUUUGAAUUUUAAUUAGCAAUUUUCAAUGUUAAGUUUUCUGCUUAAGAUAGUUUGAUAGGAUCUACUUGUGAAAGAUCAAUGAUAUUUUGUAUGAAGUUGCAUUACUAUCAGUUCAUAUCAGUUUGACAACUUUUUGGAGGCCUUGCCCACUAGGUCAUGGUCCAGCCACUUUCAAUUAGUAAGCAAUUUUUGAUGUUAAGUGUUCUGCUUAAAUCAGUUUGAUAGGAUCUACUUGUGAUAAAUCAAUGAUUUUUUGUAUAAAAUUGCAUUACUAUCAUUACAUAUCAGUGUGGCGACUUUUUUGAGGCCCUGCCCCCCCUCCCCCCCCCCCCCCCUUUGGACGUGGUCCAUUGACUUUCAAUUAAUUAGCAAUUUUCAAUGUUAAGUUUUCUGCUUUACUUAAAUUGAUAGGAACUACUUACAAUAGACACAACGAUAUUUUCUAUAAAGUUACAUUACUGUCUGUACAUCUCAAUUUGUCUACCAUUAUCAGGCCCUGCCCACUAGAUCAUGGUCCAGCAAUUGAAUUAAUAAGCAAUGUUGGUGUGCAUCAGAUUGUCUUAUUUUGAAUUUUAUGCCCAUUGGCGAGACAUAUCUCUGUGUCAACAGUUUAUUUAAUAUCAUAUUAGGUUGGGUAUUUUCCCCUUGAGAGCUGUCAAUAGUAAACAACAAAUUGUCUAUAAAUGAUAUGGUUUCAGGGCUAUAAUAGGUCAGCAGUUAUGUUCAGUAAUGUACUGUAGCCUACUCUUGCAUGUGAUGUACAUUUGUUCAAUUUAUGAUGUUGAUUUGCUGUGUUUUUUUUCAUGCUGCACCUGGCAUAGCUUUUAAUUUCAAUAUUGAUUUUUUUGUGCCUGUCAACUUUUUUGCUGUUUAUUUAAAAAUUAGAUGCUUCUCUUUUUAAAGGGUUGGAAAAAGCCUUGAUGAAAUGCAUGUGCACAAAACACUUAUGUUUCUCAGUAUGAAGCAUGCAGCAAUAUAAGAUGUACUUCCUUCCACACUUUCAUAUCCCCAAAAAACUACACCCAAAGAACAGUAAAUUCUAAUAUUUCCCCCUUUACAUUUAAAUGCCAAAACAAUUAAAAUUGUUGAACUUUGAAACAAGCUUUUUGUUUGUUUUAUUUUUAUGAAUUCAUAUGCAUUGUAAAUUGUAACAUUUUCACUUAGAACAUCAUACACCAUGUGAUCUUUGUCUCCAAUCAAGGCAAAGGAAUCCUUAUAAAACAUCCAUGUUAUAUAAUUUUGUUUCUUCCUUUUAUAAGGAAUUGUUUAUAUUCUUUCCAUUGUAUCUUGUUAAUCCUUUAGAAAUUUAUAUGCUGUGUAAUAUCAGACAUGUAAACAAAACCUGUUAAUUGAGGUACUUCAGCGAUUUAAAAGAUCCUUUGGAGCACUUGAGUUCACCCCUGGUUUUUAGUGGGCUUAGUUUUGCUUAGUCUUUAGUUUUCUGUGUAGUGUUUUGUGGACUUGUCUGUCUUUUUGUUUGUUUUUUUACCCUGGCGUUGUCAAAUUUUCCUUGACUUUUGAGUUUUUAAUGUCCCCUCGGUAUACUUCACCUAUUUUUAUUUAAGCAUCAAACUAGAUGUGAGUCUGUAAUAUUUGUGAAUAGAUAGGUAAUUCUUUACUAGUUUUAUUAAUUUCAGCAAUUCUCAUUUAUACAUUAAAUUAAAAUCUUUUUGAAUUAAUAACAACAGAUAAAAUAUUUAAUUCUUCAAAGCUCAAAAGAAGAGGUUUUGGAUUCAUGUAAGCUCAGACAGUGGAUUUUUUCAUAUCUCAACCAUAGCUGCGUAUUUUUCUUCUGAACAAUAUGAGGGAAAGCAAUAAACUUUGAUUUAUUUUUGAACCGAUUUCUUUAUAAUUUCUUCCGACCAUUUUUACAGAAAUGGAUUAUGUCAACAUGGUCAAUGGUUUUCAGACUCUGCUUGAUGAAGUUUUGUAGAAUUAUUUUUACUUUGCUUUGAAAAUAUUUUUUAAUGUGUAUUGAAUCUAAGUAAAAAUAGAUGUUGAGUAUUUCAAAAACAUAAUAAAACCAAUAAGACAUUUAGAGAGUAGAAUGUAUGUUUAUUAGAAAAGGAAGAACAUUUUUAUUUUUAGUCAUUCAUGUCAUUUAUUUUUCAAGUAUGUUUUGAUAUUAAAUUAGGUAGUUUUUCUAUUCAUUAAUGUAAGAAAAGGGUUUUGUUCAUUUAGAAUAUUUUUAAGGAAAAUCUUCCACAUCUUUUGGGUUGUAAUUUGGAUUUUGUUGAAUCAGUUGGUAUAUUUGCAUGAAGUUUGAAUCAAAAGUAGUUCUAAAAUUUAAAUUCAUGAAUCAUUCUCGAUAUCUCCUAAGAUAUAACUUGCUACAGUACUUAAGUAGUAAAUACAAUAUUUUAAAAUAAAAAAAAAAAAGUACUGUUAUUUCAGGAAACAACAUUAUUUCCUUGAUAAUAUCGUAUACCGGUAAUCAGCUGUGGAAGAAUAUGAUACAAUAAGUAUAGUGAACAAAAUAUGUAUAUGGUAUCAUAUUCUUUCACAGCUGGUUAUCAAGGUAAAAAAUUGUUUCUUGAAAUUAUUGUAGUAUUGUUUUUUACAAUCUAUUGGAUCCUGGAUAAAAGUAUGAUAAAAUUAAAAACAUUUUCAAACAAAAUAGACAAAUUGUACAGUAUAUUGUAACAAUUUUAAAUUAGUAUUUGACAAGGGUAAAUUAUUUUUCAUGUUUUUUCUCGUGUUCUAGCCUUCACAAAAGGUUUUACCUAGCAUUGUUAAACCUUGUUUUAUCUUUGACAAGCAAUUUUACUGUAUGAUUUAUCACCCAUUGCUAUUUUUGUUAAAUUUAUGUUUAACCAAACUUAAGAAUAACUAGAUAUGUUCCUUAUGUCGUAACUACAAUACCCUUCCCUUUUCACGAUUGUGACUUACUGAAUUAGACUAUUUACCAGAUUUGUAAUAACAUAAGCAACACGACGGGUGCCACAUGUGGAGCAGGAUCUGCUUACCCUUCCGGAGCACCUGAGAUCACCCCCAGUUUUUGGUGGGGUUCGUGUUGCUUAGUCUUUAGUUUUCUAUGUUGUGUCAUCUGUACUAUUAUUUGUCUGUUUGUCUUUUUAUUUUUGGCCAUGACGUUGUCAGUUUGUUUUCGAUCUAUGAGUUUGACUGUCCCUCUGGUAUCUUUCGUCCCUCUUUUUAGAUGUGUGCUAAUAUUGAUAAGAAUUGUCGACAGACUGUGAUUUUGUUUUGUUUUUAUUUGUACAUAUUGUUUUGAUUUGUUAUUUAUUAUGGACAUUCACAAGGUAGUUCAGGCCAUUCAAACAUAGUUUUUGAAUUUCUUAAGCCUGGUACAUCUUUAUUCGAAACAACAUUUUCAUAAAUAAAUCAUCUAUAAAUGAACAGAAUCCCAUCUUUGAAUCACAUUGUGUAAACUAUAGAUUAUAUGCAAGAAUAGUUAUACAUAUCAAAAAGUGAAAAAUGUUAAAAAAAAAAAAUGUAUAACUUUGCAUUACAGGUCAACAGUGUUUGAUUUAUGUUAGUAUUUGUGAGUCUACAUGUUCAUCUAACACAUGUCAUAUGGCCUUUUUAUUUAAAGAUUAAUACUAUGUAUUAUUUAAGAACCAUGCAUUAAUAAAAAAAAUGGAAAAUACA